AUGUCUUCGAAGAACAAGACACAGAAAAAGUCCAAGGCUGAAAAGGCAGCUCAGCAGCAAGGACAACCAGCGUCAACACUCGCAACAUCCACCAAACUUAAGCACCUCGGUCGAGCAGCCGCACUUCUCCUUAUUGCAGGCUUUGCUUCACCCGUCUCGCAACUCAACUUGUCACCGGUUUACGGGUCCAUUCCAGCAUCAGCCCAUCAUCAACGGUGUAUGCAGAUUUUCACUGGUCUGGCUUUGCUGUCACGAUACCAGCUUCGAAAAUAUGUGUCUUCCUCUGUCGCCGACUACAUUGCUGUCAUUGCGUAUUGGGCACCCGUUGUGCAAUAUCUUCUCUUCCAGUACAGCGCCGACUUGGGAAUCGUCUGGGGCCCGAUGAUCAUCGAGGGCUUGACAUACUUUCCCCUACUUUUCUUGUCGGUAUAUGCGGCUGCUGACCUGAUGGACUACGUCUUCAUCUCCCGGUUUGGAUCUACAUCGCCCAUCAAAGAAGUGGUCCCAGUGGUGUCGUACUUUGCAGUCUCAAACGUGGCCAAGCUGAGCAGCGCUUUGAUCCCCAGCUUCAUCGGAACCUCGAUCUAUUUCACACGAAUCGGUCUGCAAAUGCUCGUUGGAUCCGCCUCUGCCUUCUUAAGCCCUUCCCGAAGCAAUACACCCUCCUCGCCCGCCACGAAUCCCUCACCGGCUACCUGUCUGUAA
This is a messenger RNA of Plenodomus lingam JN3, 705 nucleotides long. NCBI's taxonomy places the organism in Eukaryota, Fungi, Ascomycota, Dothideomycetes, Pleosporales, Leptosphaeriaceae. The record is from RefSeq and is a predicted model, not a curated record.